Arabidopsis arenosa is the source of this 767-nucleotide messenger RNA. The record is from the annotation of a GenBank genome assembly. Lineage: Eukaryota; Viridiplantae; Streptophyta; Magnoliopsida; Brassicales; Brassicaceae.
AAAAUCAAUUCUUCUUUUAUUUUCUUAAAAGAGCUCAAAACACACGUCCAUCUCUCCACUGCCUUCUUAGCCUCUUAUCAACCGUAAUCAUGCCAACACCAGCAACAUCAGUGGCUCCAUCAACUGGAUCUGUCCAGAAAAAAGAUCAAGACUGGCGUGCGAUUUUGUCUCCCGAGCAAUUUAGAGUUCUCAGGGAAAAGGGCACAGAAAACCGAGGCAAAGGAGAGUAUACCAAACUUUUCGACGACGGAAUCUAUAGUUGUGCUGGUUGUGCAACUCCUCUUUAUAAGUCCACCACUAAGUUCGACUCUGGUUGUGGAUGGCCUUCCUUCUUCGAUGCUAUCCCUGGUGCCAUUAAACAAACGCCCGAGGCAGGAGGGAGAAGAAUGGAGAUCACGUGCGCGGCAUGUGAUGGACAUUUAGGUCAUAUUGUCAAAGGAGAAGGUUUUCCCACAGCGACCGAUGAGCGUCACUGCGUCAACAGUGUUUCUCUCAAGUUCUCCGAAAUUUCUUCCCAAUAAGUCCAUAUUGAUGACCACUAUAUAUUGUUGGACCAAUUCCUCUCUUUCAAGAAAAUUUGAAAAUCAAGUGUGAUUGUUUGAGAUUGUUAUGUUUCAGUCCUAGUCAUGUGUGAUAUGCUCGCUCUCCUGAUUGUUGUUUGUCCCCCUUGUAUGAAUUUCUUUUUAAUAAUUAUAUUAUUUGUUAUCUUUCCAUUGACCCUUGAUAUGUUCAAUGCAAGUCCUAUAUAAUAAAAUUUGGCUUUUGUU